Salvelinus namaycush (lake trout) is the source of this 3194-nucleotide messenger RNA. RefSeq names its product protein disulfide isomerase Creld1-like. Bases 1 to 2052 code for a protein of 683 amino acids. Lineage: Eukaryota; Metazoa; Chordata; Actinopteri; Salmoniformes; Salmonidae. The record is from RefSeq and is a predicted model, not a curated record. Gene Ontology annotation, molecular function: interleukin-17 receptor activity; calcium ion binding. The transcript has 15 exons.
AUGACAACGCCCUGCCUGAAAGUGGAACAGAGCUAUCAGAAACACCAGCAGAAUCUGGAGAAAUUCAGAGUGAAACUGAAGAUCGGGCCACUUCUACACCGAAGAAUAAGGGGGAUGAGCCUGGAGAAAACAGCAAUCCCAGAUCAGCAUGAGGACCAGGAAGUGUCUGCUGACCACAGUGACAAAGAUUACAACUCUAAGCAGAAGGAAGUGGGUGAAAGGAAUGCCCUAGGGAUGCCACCCAGCCCAAAAGGAUACCUGUGGAGAUGGUUGAAAGACGAUGACAUAGGAGGCGCAGUAGGCGGCAGCAAUAUCGUGUUGCUGUACCCUCCUGACAGCGAUCAAGCUCUGCCGGGACUGGUGUGCCAUUUGGGCUCGUUCCUGUCCUCUCUGGGCUUCAGUGUGUCUGUUGACCUGUGGAGCCAGGCUGAGCUCAGUGUCCUGGGACCUGUUCCAUGGCUCAACUCCCAGCUGGACUGCCUGCAAAGACAGGGGUCAAAGGUAGUGCUGGUGCUGACCCAGGCAGCCUGGGAGAGGGCAGAAGAGUGGGGCAGGAGGGGCUGGGAGAGGGACACUCUCCGGGGGAGUGGGUGUGAAGAGGAUGGAGAGUCUGUGGAGGGGUGUCGUUCCCCAUAUUUGGAUGUCUUCAGCGCUUCACUCACCUGCAUUCUGUGGACUAUCUGCAGGGCCGCGCCGGCGAACGCUUCACCCUGGUGCAGUUUAAGUCUCUGUCCCCCCAGCCUCCUGGUGGCCGGCCGCCCCCUGCCUGAGCUCUACAGGGGGCUGCCGCUCUUCAGCCUCCCCUCCCAGAGCCUGGGCUUCCUGACUGAACUGGCUUUGGGGCGAGGUAGUGGGGCAGCCUCAUUGGCACUGGCAGGGGGGCACAGGGCAGCCUCACGGACUGCACCAUGCCAGACCUGCCGCAAGCUCACUGACAGCUUCAUCAAGGGACUGGAUAAAACAUCUAAUAAGAAUUUUGGGGGUGGCAACACUGCUUGGGAGGAGGAAAAUCUGGCUAAAUAUGCUCGCAGUGAAACCAGGUUGCUGGAGAUAGUAGAGGCAGCGUGUGAGAAAUCUGACUUUGACUGUAACAAACUGCUGGAGCAGAUAGAGGACCAAGUGGAGACAUGGUGGUUCCACCGGCAGCAAGAGGCUCCAGACCUAUUUGAGUGGUUGUGUAUAGAGGAGCUCCCGCUCUGCUGUCCCCCGGGACGUUUUGGACCAGACUGCAAAGAGUGUCUGUCUGGUCCUGGAGGGGUGUGUGGUGGUCUGGGCCGCUGUGAGGGAGAGGGCACGCGUCUGGGAGAUGGAGAGUGCGUGUGUGACCCGGGGUACUUCGGUCAGCUGUGUCAGAGCUGUGCAGACGGCUAUUACAGAGAGAAGAGCUCCAAUCACAGCACACCAGCCUGCGCAGCAUGCUACCGCUCUUGUAAAAAGUGCUCGGGGCCAGAGAACUACAAAUGUCUGGAAUGCAAACCUGGGUGGCUCUUCCAUGACAACAAGUGUGUUGACAGUGACGAGUGUGGCACAGAGCUGGCUCGAUGUUCCUCCAACACCUAUUGCCACAACACAGAUGGAUCGUACGAGUGCAGAGGCUGUGACCAGGCAUGUGUGGGCUGUAUGGGCAGUGGUCCAGCCCGCUGUAAGAAAUGUGCUCGGGGAUACAAGCUCAGAGGAGCCAAAUGUCUCGAUGUGGACGAGUGUAGUGAGCGGGCGAUAGCAUGUCCAGGGCUGAAUGAGGCGUGUUUCAAUGACGAGGGGUCCUUCCGCUGUGAAUGUGCUGACGGCUUCAUUCGUAGAGACAGCAUCUGUGUGGAGAACCAGCCGCUGAGUGGUCCAGAGAAGGGUCUGUUUGAUGACAUGACUGACGACGAGGUCCUGGUUCUGCAGCAGAUGUUCUUUGGCGUGGUCAUCUGUGCCCUAGCAACGCUCGCCGCCAAGGGCGACAUGGUCUUUACCGCCAUCUUCAUCGGGGGCGUGGCCGCCAUGGCCGGAUACUGGCUGUCAGAGAAGGGCGACCGCAUGCUGGACGGCUUCCUAAAGGGACGCUAGCCUAUCAGGAGCUAGGGAUACAGGAAAGAGGAAGGAACUCUUGAAUGCAAGCCAAUGAGGGCGACAAAGACUGAGGGGUGGGACGGCUACAGGAAUGCUAGCCAAUCAGGGAUGUACUAUACUACUUUGGGGGUGUUGGCUUGGGAUGAUUGUGGGUCUUCUGGAUUGUUGUGGAUUGUGAACCUUUAAGAUGAUGGAGGGAGAUGAAUAAGAGACCUUGGAGCUUAGUCAAAUUAGAGAGCUCAAUGGAGGAAUGAAUACAGAAGACCGGGUACUACUUGAUCCAAGAACACUGAAAAGACACUAAGGACACUGGACUGUCUUUCUGCACUGAUAUGGGAGACCAAAACACAAGCCUCUUGCCUCAACUCAUGGGGUAGAAAAGGGAGGGAGUGCAGGUCGGAUAAGACCACUACUGAUUGUUACCAAGUUAUUAUGCAUUUGUAUCUUCUACUGGGCAAAAUAUUGCUCCGAAAUGAUGUCUGUCCAUUUCCACGCAUCCCAACCCAAACUUCUUAGCUACCCCUCUUACCUCAUCAGUAUUCUACUGUUCCAUCAUUUCACCUUAUACUGAGGAACAGAGGUGUUUCCCUGGUAAUGGAAGGUGCUAUGGGAUGGUCAGUGGGGUGUUGAAGCACUAAAGACUGCUGCUAUAGUGGACAUGGGAAAUGUUUAGGAAAGGACAGAUGUGUCCUGUUGCACCAGUGAAAUUAUGUCCAACGUUAUAACACUAUUUAUAAUCGCGCCCCUAUUAUGACUGUGUUUUUGCACAAGCUUAUUCUUACUGUAUGAAUGCAUGAGAAAGGUGAUUACUGUAUGUAUUUAUUAUCCUGAUAGGCAUGAAAGACUGAGCUUUAUAGAGCUGCUUGUUUCCCCCUUAAACUGUUCAACCAGGAUACAAGGAUCAUCACUUCUGUUCACCACCCCAAACCCUACUGCCUGAGCAGUGUGCAUGAGAUAUCAAGAGUUAAAGGCAGCAGUCCUAGUGAAGAUGUCACCCAUUUUAUUGGUUUGCAAUAAUUCAUUUCUGAACAUCUUUUUUUUCCAAAAAACCUUUUUCAGAAUCUGUUUGAUAUGCGUGUGUGAUCAGCACCAGGUAAAAUGGGGUACUGUACAGUCAUGGCCAAAAGUUUUGAGAAUGA